AUGGCGCUGCCCGUGUUGAGAGCUUGUUACAGGGCUCCGUUCACAUGCAGCUUCACCCGGCUAUUUCUAAAAGAACGUGUCAUCCUGAACCGGUCCGUUAAAUCGCGGCUGCCUCCUCCUCCGGCCGCCGGUGUCCGCCCCUACAGCUCGGACCGGGGCGGUGACAAACAGAACAAGAAGGUGGUGGUGCUCGGGAUCCCGAACCCCUUCAUCUGGUUCCGCACCCGGAUCUACUACUUCCUGAUCAGGGUUUACUUCGACAAAGAGUUCAGCAUUGAGGAGUUCAGUGAGGGAGCGAAGCAGGCGUUCUGCCAUGUGUCCAGACUCCUGUCCCAGUGUCGCUUUGAGGCCCUGGAGGGGCUGGUGGCCGAAGACUUGGUCGGAAAGCUCGAGGAAAAGUGCAAACUGCUGCCACUGAGCCACAAGAAGGCCCUCUCUGCAGAUCCUGAUGAGAUCAUGUACACAACACCCGGAGACGUGGGAAUCCUCUAUGAUGAGAAUGGGAAGAAGUUUGUCAGUAUUCUAAUGCGUUUCUGGUAUCUGACGAGCGCGCACAUUCCUGACGACGCCAUGGAGGGAACUCGUAUCUUCCAGGUGGCCAUUGGUGGAGAGGGAGAAAAGGAAACGAAAAGACUGCUCACUGCAAAUUACGAAUUCCAGAGGGAGUUUACUAAGGGAGUGCCAGCAGACUGGACCAUUACGAGGAUAGAGCACUCCAAGCUUCUGGACUGAGCUGGUUUUGAUUUGAGGCUGAUGCGACAGUGGAAACUAUUCAAAGACAUGAAAUUCUCUUGAGUAUUUGGUUCAUGAUCUGAGGACAGAACUGGUCAGGAUUAAAGUCCAGGGCUACUCAGGCCGUUUUUUAAUGCUUUCGAUUUACCAUGCCAUCGUGUGGUAUUUUUUGUUUCAGCAGACACCUAUUUUCACACUUUGACAUAGCAUAUUAACAUAUGUUCUCCAUAUAUGAACAGAAAUAUGUUAAUAUUGGACCCCAAAAACACAAGAAACAUGAUCAGGAACAUUUUUGUUUAAUUGCUAUAGAAACUCAAAACAUGCUCAAUUCCAAAAUGUAAAUAGUACAGGUUGCAAAUGUGAAGAUGCAAUGGUCAAGCUGAUUUACACCUAUUAGAAAUAGCAGGUGUAAUAAUAGGCUUUAUUUUCUGUUUAGUUUUUGAUUCAAGCAGUUGAAGAGAAUCCUGUUUAAAUUGAUUUUUGUCAGGAUUAAAAACUCUAAACUGA
This is a messenger RNA of Scophthalmus maximus (turbot), 1239 nucleotides long. RefSeq names its product matrix AAA peptidase interacting protein 1 (gene maip1). The transcript has 5 exons. Gene Ontology annotation, molecular function: ribosome binding. Bases 1 to 732 code for a protein of 243 amino acids. Gene Ontology annotation, biological process: protein insertion into mitochondrial inner membrane from matrix; inner mitochondrial membrane organization. Gene Ontology annotation, cellular component: mitochondrial inner membrane. Lineage: Eukaryota; Metazoa; Chordata; Actinopteri; Pleuronectiformes; Scophthalmidae. The record is from RefSeq and is a predicted model, not a curated record.